UAGAAACUUGAACGUCUUGUUUGUUCAGUGCAAUACUCGUGAGCUGGAGCUCAUGAUGAUCAGGUGUUAUUACUUGCAUUAGUGAGCCCAAAUCUAAUUCUUGGAUACUUGCAGAUGAGGUAUCACUCCAUUGUAUUGGCUUUAGGGGGUAUCUUCUGCAACUUGAUUACAGUUACAGAACCGUACCCUUGGCCUCAAAAUCAACCUUCAAGGCAAAUAUCUAAUGGAAACAAUAAUAAUCCAAGUGGCCGGCAACAGGGAAAUGUACCUGCCCAAGCCGGUCAAAGUAUGGCGGAUAUGCUUCAGAAAGCGAUACAAGCGAGCAUAGCUCGACAAGAUGCCGCUGAACAAGCAGCCCAAAGUCAAUAUAACGGCCAACAAAAUGAAGGUGACAACGAUUACGGUCAAAGCUCUGGUAAUGAUUAUCCACAAGAAAAUGGGAACUCGCAGCAGAGUGAAUACCAGAACAGCGGUCAAGACUACAGUAGCAAUGAAGAUAGUGGUAACGAUGAUUAUAGUAGCAAUGGCAGUAGCGAUAAUGCUGAUUAUAGUAGCAAUGGAGAUAGUGGCAUUGCUGAUUAUAGUAGCAAUGGUGAUGCGAGUGAAGCUGAAGGAAGUUCCUCCGAUUCCUCUCCAUCAGAAAGUUCAGUAACUUCUGCCAGCCAUGCAAUCGGGUCAAAGGCAAAAUCAAAUAGCAAGGCGAAAUCAAACAGCAAGCCAAAAAAACCUCACAAUAACCGAAAUGGACGAAAGCAUUCCCAUGCAAAUCAUAAGAACAAAAAUCACUCAAACCACAAGAAGAAACCCCACAAGAAUCAUAGAAAUUCGGGUAGUUCAAAACCAAAAUACGGAAAUAAGAAAAAGAAAUCUACUUCCGAGCCUUAUCCUUCUUCAGCCUUGUUCAAUACCACAACUGUACCUGAAUAUAUAAUGGCAAUGACUACUAAUGUUCCAAAAGCUGAGACUUCCAGAAGUACUGAUUUAGGUGGAAGUGAAACACAAGGAGGUAUAAGUACUACCCAGAGCCCUGAAAUCUCGUCAGACGCAAGUGAGGGUACUACACAACGAGCAGAAAGUUCAGCGCAAGAAUCUGGAACAACAGACGUGUUACAAACUACAAGUCAACCGGCUGAAGCGAGUGGAGAUACCACAAAAGCUGAAAUUACCACUCAAGUGACUGAAGAUGCUGUUAACAGCAAAACAUCACAAUCUAACUCUGAUGAAGGCACUACUGAUGAGUCAGAUAAAAGAGAUGAUUCAUCAUCCACCAUUCAAAGUGAUAAUAAUGGCAACGAUAAAACAAGUAUAAAACCAUCCUCUAAUGAUCAAAGCAUUUCCACUACAGUAUCUGAGGCUCUUAAUGUUUCAAAUAUGGAAUCUAAAACAACUCCAAAAAUUUUAAAUAUUGGCCAAACAACGGGAAGUACUCAACGACCGAAGAAAAAACACCCUAACAGAAACAAACCAUCGAAACCUAAGCGUAAAAACAAUCACAAAGGAAGUGGGACUAAAAAAGGGAGAGCAGGUUCAAAUAAAUCAAGUAAUGACAGCCACAACUCUACUCAAAGUACCUCAACUUCGGAAGAAAACAAUCAACCACCAGCUGAAAGCAGUUCUUCCUCUGAAAACAGCUCUUCUUCAACCAAAAACGAGCAACUCUCAACUGAAAGCACUGUAGCUUCAAGCGAAAACGAACAACAAUCGACUGAAAACAGCUUAACUUCCAGUGAAAACAGUGACCAACCAGAAUCUACCACUUCAAGCGAUCUAGCUGGAGGCAGUAUAACUAGCAUGAGUACACCUUCUAAUGACCAAAGCUCUACAACAGUAUCACCUGAGACUAGUGAUACUUCAAGCACAGGAUCAAACACCACUCCAAAACGUUCGAGUAACGGUCCAAAAAAGGGGAGCAGUGAACGACCAUCCAAGAAAUCUCCAGCAAAAAGUCGGUCAAGAGCCAGUACAAACAAAAAAAAUAAUAGAGGAAGUGGAAAAAAACGAAAUAGAUCACAGUCAAGUACUGCUAAAAAUGAAGAUCUAAGUUCUACUCCAAGUAUCUCAACUACGAAAGAAAACAAUCAAUUGCCAGCUGUAAGCAGUUCUUCUUCCUCUGAAAACAGCUCUUCUUCAACCAAAAACGAGCCUCUCUCAACUGAAAGCACUGUAGCUUCAAGCGAAAACGAACAACAAUCGACUAAAAACAGCUUAACUUCCAGUGAAAACAGUGACCAGCCAGAAUCUACCACGUCAAGCGAUCUAGCUGGAGGCAAACCAACUAGCAUGAGUACACCUCCUAAUGACCAAAGUUCUACAACAGUAUCACCUGAGACAAGUGAUACUUCAAGCACAGAAUCAAACACCACUGCAAAAGGUUCGAAUAACGGUCAAAAAAAGGGGAGCAGUCAACGACGAUCCAAGAAACCUUCAUCAAGAAGCCGGACAAGAGCCAGUACAAGCAGAAAAAACAAUAGAGGAAAUGCAAGAAACCGAAAUAGGUCACAGUCAAGCACUGCCAAAAAUGCAGAUCUAAGUCCUACUCCCAGUACCUCAACGUUAAAAGAAACCACGCAACAACCACCUGAGAGUAUUUCUUCAUCAACUGACAGAUUUUCUACUUCAGGCGACAGUGAUCUACAAGCAGAUGAAAGCAGAUCUUCUGAAAACGAAGAAAAUCAACAAGCAGAUGAAAGCAGAUCUUCUGAAAACGAAGAAAAUCAACAAGCAGAUGAAAGCAGAUCUGAACAUGAGGAAAAGCAACAGGCAGAUGAAAACUCCUCAAGCGAUGACAAUCAGCAAAUGACUGACAACAGCUCAAUUUCAAAUGAAAAUAAGGACCAGUCAGUUGACAGCAAUUCUUCAUCUAGUGAAAGCUCCAGCAGUAACACAGAUAUGUCUCACACAGAUGAUCUACUUGGAAUGGAGCAGAAAAAAUCUAGUAGCUUAGAAACGAAUACUAAUAAAAAACAAGAGCAGAAAAACUCAGAAAUUCGUAUUCGUAAAAAGCACCAUCAUAAUCGAAAUCAUCACAAGAAAAAUCAUAAACAUAACCACAAAGGAAAGUCACAAACGUCUCGUAAAAAUUCAAAUGGCUCCAAACAGAAACAUUUACAAGGAAACAGUACAAGGAAAAAAAACGGAAUGAUGACAAGGGCAACAACUCCAAGCGAUUCAGAUAAUGAUUCAACAACUUUCCGUGGUUCGUCUGUCGAUACUUCAACAAUGAUACCAGUAGGAGAUUUAACUAUGGGUACUGAUGAAGUUGAAAACUCAAAAACAAUGAGCUCUGAAGAUUCAUAUGGUUCAAGUUACGUUCCAAGUACAGAUAAUGAGAUGAGUUCGGAUUCCACCACUGUUAGUUACCUUACUUCUCAAGACACACCUUCUUCCCAAAAGUCCGCUUCAAACAGUCCUGCAACAACAAAAUCACAAAAAACAAAGAGUUUCAACACACAAAGUCAGAAAAAGCACCACAAUAAAAGUCACAAACGAAACCACAAGGGAAGGUCACAAACCUCUCGUAAAAAAACAAAUGGCUCCACACAGACACACGACACAGGAUAUAAAGCACGAAAAUCAAAAAAUUCCAACAGACAAAGUCGGAAAAAUAGUCACAAUAACUCUCGUAAACCUACGCACAAUGGAAUGUCCCAUACCCCUAGUAAAAUGACAAAAGUCUCUAAACAAACACAAGUAAAAGGAAAUAAUACAAUGAAAACAACCGACAUGAUGGCAACAGCAACAACGUCGAGUUACUCGCAUGAUGAAUCAACUACUAUCAGUGAUUCGUCUGUUGCUACUUCAACAAUGGCACCACUAAAUGAUUUACUUAUGAGUACUGAUGAAGGUGAAAACUCGAAUACCAUGAGCUCUGAAGAUUCUAAUGGAUCAAGCUACAUUCCAAAUACAGCUGAUGAAAUGAGUUCGGAUUCCACCACUGUUAAUUACCUCACUUCUCAAAACACACCUUCUUCCCAAAAUUCCACUGCAGACAGUUCUGCUGCAGCGAAGCCACAAGAAACGAAGAGUUUCAACACACAAAGUCGGAAAAAGCAUCACAAGAAAAAUCACAAACCUAGCCAUAAGGGAAGAUCACAAACCUCUCGUAAAAUUACAAAUGGCUCCACGCAGGCACACGAUUCAGGAUAUAAUGAACGAAAAUCAAAAAAAUCCAAUAGACAAAGUCUGAAAAACCAUCACAAACCUAUGCACAAUAGAAUGUCACAUACCCCUAGUAAAAAGAAAAAUGGCUUUAAACGGACACAAGUAGAAGGAAAUAAUACAAUGAAAGCAACCGACAUGAUGGCAACAGCAACAACGUCGAGUUACUCGCAUGAUGAAUCAACUACUAUCAGUGAUUCGUCUGUUUCUACUUCAACAAUGAUACCAUUAAAAGAUUUAUUUAUGAGUACAGAUGAAGGGGAAAACUCAAAAGCCAUGAGCUCUGAAGACUCAACUGGUUCAAGCUACGUUCCAAGUACAGAUGAUGGAAUGAGUUGGGAUUCCACCACUGUUACUUACCUCACUUCUCAAAAAACACCUUCUUCCCAAACGUCUAGUUCAGAUAGUUCUGCUCCAGCGAAGUUACAAAAAACAAAGAGUUCCAACAGACAAAGUCAUAGAAAGCAUCACAAGAAAAAUCAUCAACCUAACCACAAAGUAAAGUCACAAACCUCUCGUAAAAAUUCAAACGACUCUAAGCAGAAACAUUUACAAGGAAAUAAUGCAAGGAAAAAAACCGAAACGAUGAUAAGAGCAACAUCACCGAGCGAUUCAAAUAAUGAUUCAACCACUUUCAGUGGAUCUUAUCUUGAUACUUCAACAAUGGUUCCAAAGAGCGACUUAAUUAUGAGUACUGAUCAAGCUGAAAACUCAAAAACCAUGAGCUCUGAAAUUUCAAAUGGCUCAAGUUACGUUCCAAGUACUGAUGAUGGAACAAAUAAUGGGGACUCUACUACUGUUAGUUACUUUACAUCCCAAAAUCCACCUUCUUCCCAAAAGUCCAGUUCUGACAGUUCUGCUACAGCGAAGUCACAAAAAACAAAGAGUUCCAAUAGAAAAAGUCGGAAAAAGCAUCACAAGAAAAACAAUAAACCACACCACAAGGGAAGGUCACAAACCUCUCGUAAAAAAACGAAUGGCUCCACACAGACACAAAUACCAGGAAAAAAUACAAGAAAAACAAAAAAUUCCAACAGACAAAACCGGAAAAACCAUCACAACAACGCACGUAAACCUGUGCACAAUAGAAAGUCACAUUCUCCCAGUAAAAAGACAAAUGACUCCAAACAGACACAAGUAGAACAAAAUAAUACAAUGAAAACAACCGACAUGAUGGCAAGAGCAACAACGUCGAGUUACUCGCAUGAUGAAUCAACUACCAUCAGUGCUUCGUCUAUUGCUACUUCCACAAUGAUACCAUUAGAAGAUUUAUUUAUGAGUACUAGUGAUGGUGAAAACACAAAAACGAUGAGUUCCGAAGAUUCAAAUGGCUCAAGUUACGUUCCAAGUACUGAUGAUGGAACGAAUAAUGGGGACUCCACCACUGUUAGUUACUUUACAUCCCAAAAGUCCAGUUCAGACAGUUCUGCUACAGCGAAGUCACAAAAAACAAAGAAUUCCAAUAGACAAAAUCGGAAAAAGCAUCACAAGAAAAACCAUAAACCUCACCACAAGGGAAGGUCACAAACCUCUCGUAAAAAAACGAAUGGCUCCACACAGACACAAAUACCAGGAAAAAAUACAAGAAAAACGAAACAUUCCCACAGACAAAACCAGAAAAACCAUCACAAUAACGCACGUAAACCUUUGCCCAAUAGAAAGUCACAUACCCCUAGUAUAAAAACAAAUGGCUCCAAACAGACACAAGUAGAACGAAAUAAUACAAUGAAAACAACUGACAUUAUGUCAAGAGCAACAACGUCGAGUUACUCGUAUGAUGAAUCAACUACCAUCAGUGAUUCGUCUAUUGCUAGUUCCAGAAUGAUACCAUUAGGAGAUUUAUUUAUGAGUACUAGUGAUGGUGAAAACACAAAAACCAUGACUUCCGAAGAUUCAAAUAGUUCAAGUUACGUACCAAGUGCUGAUGAUGGAACGAAUAAUUGGGAUUCCACCACUGUUAGUUACCCCACAUCUCAAAGCACACCUUCUUCCCAAAAGUCCAGUUCGGACACUUCUGCUACUGCGAAGUCACAAAAAACAAAGAGUUCCAACAGACAGAGUCGGAAGAAGCAUCACAAGAAAAACCAUAAACCUAACCACAAGGGAAGUUCAAAAACUUCUCCUAAAAAAACGAAUGGCUCCACACAGACACAAAUACCAGGAAAAAAUACAAGAAAGGCAAAAAAUUCUAACAGACAAAGCCGGAAAAACCAUCACAAUAACGCACAUAAACCUAUGCACAAUAGAAAGUCACAUACCCCUAGUAAAAAGACAAAUGGCUCCAAACAGACACAAUUAGAACGAAAUAAUGCAAUGAAAACAACCCACAUGAUGGCAAGAGCAACAACGUCGAGUUACUCGUAUGAUGAAUCAACUACCAUCAGUGAUUCUUCUAUUGCUACUUCCAAAAUGAUGCCAUUAGAAGACUUAUUUAUGAGUACUAGUGAUGGUGAAAACACAAAAAUCAUGAGUUCCGAAGAUUCAAAUGGUUCAAGUUACGUACCAAGUGCUGAUGAUGUAACGAAUAAUUGGGAUUCCACUACUGUUAGUUACCCCACAUCUCAAAGCACACCUUCUUCCCAAAAGUCCAGUUCGGACACUUCUGCUACGGAGAAGUCACAAAAAACAAAGAGUUCCAACAGACAAAGUCGGAAAAAGCAUCACAAAAAAAGUCAUAAGGGAAGGUCACAAACCUCUCGUAAAAAAACGAAUGGCUCCACACAGAAACAAAUACCAGGAAAUAAUGCACGAAAAACAAAAAGUUCCAACAGACAAAGUCGGAAAAACCAUCACAAUAACGCACGUAAUUCUAUGCACAAUAAAAAGUCCCAUACUCCCAAUAAAAAGACAAAUGGCUCCAAACAGACACAUGCAGAAAGAAAUAAUGCCAUGAAAACAACUGACAUGAUGACAAGAGCAACAACGUCGUAUGAUGAAUCAACUACCAUUAGUGAUUCGUCUGUUGCUACUUCAACAAUGACACCAUUAAGAGAUUUAAUUAUGAGUACUGAUACUGGUGAAAACUCGAAAACCAUGAGUUCUGAAGAUUCACUUAGUUCAAGUUAUGCUCAAAACACGGAUGAUGGAAUGAAAAGUGACUCCACCACACUAAGCUCUCUUACUUCUCAAAAUACACCUUCUUCACAAAAGUCCACUUCAAAAAGUUCUGCUAAUGCAAAGUCACGAAAAUCAAAGAAUUUAAACAGACAAAGUCAUAAAAAGCAUCACAAGAAAACUCAGAAACCUAAACACAAAGCAAAGUCACAAACCUCUCCUAAAAAAACAAAUGGCUCCAAAAAGAAGCACUUACAAGGAACUAGUACAAAGAAAACAACCGAAAUGGUAACAAAAGCUACUACACCCAGUGACUUAUAUGAUGAUAAUGCAACAAGUAUCGUAUCAAGUACAGAUGGAGACCAUUCCUCAGUAACUGCAACAAAUAAAAAUGACAAUAGUCGGAAUACCUCUCCAUCAAAUCACUCCCAGACCACUAAAAAACCAGCAAAACCACACUCAGAACAUCAUCACAAAGGCCACAAACAUGUGAAAACGCAUGAUGAGAAAGUUACAACAGCCUCUUUAGAAAAUAGUUCGAUUCCUACUGAAAGUACGACAGAGGUUAAAGCAACUGAAUCAGCAGUUCCAACAACAACCGCAGUAGUGAUUGAAACUUCUACACCACCAGAAACUCUUUCUCAAUCUACAUCAAAAGCUGAAACGAAACCAGGGAGUGAACAUCAUGCGUCUGAUGGACAACCGAAACAUCAUAAAUCUGAACAAAAAGAAGAAUUUCUGAUGUUAGAGCAUGGUGAUAGUUUAGAUAACGAUAAUAAAAAAAGUGAAGGGAAUGGACAUCAUGCCUCGCAUCGGCAACAAAAAACAAAACCAACACAUCAUAAGCAUGGGGAAAAAGAAGAGUUUACGAUGUUAGAGAAUGGCGAUAGUUUGGAUGAUAAUAAUAAUAAUGGUGAUGGUACUGAACAUCAUGCCUCGCAUCGGCACCAAAAAAUGAAACCACAUCAUCAUAAACCUCAGAAGAAAGAAGAAUUUGUGAUGUUAGAGCAUGUCGAUGGUUUAGAUGAACAUGAUAAUAAUGGUGAUGAAGAUGUCAAUAAUGAAAAUCGUGAUGAUAACGAGGAGAACACUGAACAUCCUGCAGAACUUACUCCCACGGAAACUACGCCUGAAACGGAGACAAAAAAUGAAAAUAAAGAGUUACCUGAAACUGUGGCACCAACGGAAACUACUGUAUUGAUUGAAACUGUGACAACACAAGAAACAUCUACACAUUUUGAUACAAAAACCGAAACUCAGACAGGAAGUGGACAUCACACUGGACAUCACAAUGGACAUCACACUGCACAUCAUCAGCACAAAGGAAAACCGAAACAUCAUAAACCUGAGCAAAAAGAAGAAUUUUUUGUGUUAGAUCAUGGCGAUAAAUUAGACGAUCAUGAGGAUAAAGAGCCAAAAAUAGAAUACGUAGUUUUAGAGCAUUACGGAUCAGACGUAAACAACACACAAUCCGAAACUAAUGAGAAAUCGCAUCAUAGAACACACCAUCACCAUUCCGGUAAAGGAAACCAUCCUCAUUCUUCAAAAAGUGGCAAAGAUCAUCAUUCCAGAUUGCAUUCUAACUCUGAAAAUACUGUGCACGAUACAAACUAUAACAGUAAGGAUACAAGAACAGGUGACGGUUCUGCCACUAAUUCCGAAAGAGAUGCAGAAGCAAAUUCGGCAGCUGGAAAUCAAAGUUCGUCAGCAAAAGUUGGAACAACCACGGAAUGUAUGGAUGCAUCUACUUCAAAUGUAGAUUCUAUGUCAACUUCACUUUCUACAGAAGUUGCGAGAUCUGCAGUACCUCUUGUCGCACCACCCUCACUAAUACCUCCAACAAUGGAAUCAACUGCUGCACAAGACAGUUCAACUCAAAAAGAAACUACAGAAUCCUCUUCUGCAUCAGCUGAAACGACAUCAUCUGGAACAGGUACAACGAGAAUUGUGGAAAUAACAUCAGAGCCUGAAUCCUCAACAGAAGCCAUACCCGCCACAACAAUAGCGUCUACAACUGAAUUCAUGCCAAAAACAACGCAAGAAAAAACAGAAAUAAAUCCGUCACCCGAAAAUGAAACUACAAAGAAGGAGACUUAUACAGAAGCAAAUGAAGGGACGGACGUAAACGAGACGAUUCAGGAAACUAUCCAACCUGACAUAAACACAUCGUCAGAAUCCUCAGAAACAAAAACGAAUGCUAUAUCAUCAGAAACAACAAUUUCAUCAGCAGUAAAGUAUACGACAUUACAACAAACUGAUAAAACAACCGAAGAAGUGACAAAAACAGCUAACGAGGCAAAUGAAAUAUCAACGGAAAAAAGUGGUACAACUACUGAAAUAAAUGAGACGAUUAAGGAAAUAGGAGGUGAGACACAAGAAACAACUGCUGAACCACAAAAAUCAACAACUACACCACGAGAAACAUCAGUUGAACUACAAAAAGUAACAACAGAAUCACAAAAUGUAACGGCUGAGUCACAAAAUGAAACUGCUGUAUCGCAAAAAAGUACAACUGAAUCACAAGAAGCAGAAGCACAACCCGAAGAAUCAACCAGUCUAACAAGGAAAACAACAACUGAAUCAAACGAAACGGUACCUAACUCAAAUCAAGCAACCGAUGAAUCAAAGGAAGUAACUCAAGAAGUUACAAAGGAGGAAGUUACCUCAAUGACUGAAAAAAAUCAAGACACAACAACGAAGGUAAAGGAACUAACUACCAAAGAAAUUGAAACAACUAAAUUAAAUGAACCAACAGGAGAAGCAGCAACUGCAUCCAUUAGCAGCAGUGACGCACAUGAAGUUACAGCUGAAGAAAAUAAAACAUUUGAAACCUCACAAGAGAGCAGCACAUUAACUAAUGCACAGACACAUGAAGACAAGGAUAUGUUUAAAUCUCCGGAAACUUAUACAACGUCCGAAAGUAUUCCAGAUGAAUUUCCUUUUACCAUGGCGUCGACUGAAAACUGCACUAAUGAUUAUACAACAAUAACCCCACCAGAAGGAGUGACGUGUCUGCAAAACGAAAGUUACUACAAAUGCGUUCCUCACUGUCGACACACUUGCUUCAACUUCAACAGCGAUUUCCCUUGCCCUUGCUUUUGUGAGCCAGGUUGCUUCUGUAACGAGGGACUUGUGGUUGAUGAAAACGGAAAAUGCAUUCCAAAGGAGCAAUGCACUGAAGAUCCAAAUGACAUUUUCUCUACCUGUAACGAUGAUGAAGAGUAUUGGGUAUGCAUGCCCAAAGUAAGAAACACUUGCUACAACGUUGCCAGAUUGAUGACAAAGAAAGAUAAAGACUGUGUGUCUGGCUGCUUCUGCAAAGAAGGCCUAGUUAAAGACGAAGAAUCAGAUGAAUGUUUGGAACCAGAAGACUGCCCGACGCCUACAUGCGAAAAGAAGGAGCAGGCAGUAAUAUGCUUAGAUCCAUGCAACACUUGCAGUAUAUUUAGAGGCUGCACUAACUGCACAUUCACCAGUUGCAAUGAAGGUUGCGACUGCCCAGAAGGCUUUAAACGCGACGACAACGCAGAGUGUAUCCCAGCGGAUGACUGCCCACCAUGUUCAGAAAGUGAUGAGUGAUGAGUAGCAUAUAAAAAAGACUACAGGUGUUGAGAAGUCAAAAACAGAAGCCUCGGAAAUAUACGAUGAGUGUUGUAAUGCUGGAAAGAAGAAAAUAAAAAUGUGAAAGCUGUUCAUGUACUAGAUUGUUACAAAUAAGAAGCGAAUAAAAAGUACAAUAAAAGUUAUCAAUGUCAUUUUACAAAUGAAACACAUUAAGACAAAAAUAAAUGAUUAUAUAAAAUGAAAUUUUUAGAAAAAAAAAUCCAUAAAUUUGCAAUUGAUAAAGAAAUUUCUAGGUAGUUACUAGAAUGCCCACAGAGCGCAAAAAGUAAGUGGGUAAUCACAGGUGCAAAAAAAAUUCGUUCAAAUCAGAACUUCCUAACUGCUACUUUGUUUGAAAUAAACAAAAAACGUUUCAUUUAUUUUGCGAACGUACUCAUACAAACUGAAUUACGGGUGGUUACAAUUAUAAUAACUAAAAGAGUAAGAGUGACGUAACAUCAUUUUCUUACCAUAAAGAAAAUUAAUUACGCGGGGAAAAUUGCUUGAAAAAAUAAAUUUAAUGUGAACUGGAUGAAACGUCUUCUAUUGUAUUUUGCAAUCGACAUUGGAGCUGUAACUAUAUUUUGUGCUAGUUUACAGGUAUGGGUAUGUCAUUUGAAAACUCUUCAAUCGAAACGACCAAAGGUUACAGUUCAAUAUAUAUUGCAUUAAGAAAAGAAAAUACAUUUGCACGAACAAAUAUCUUUUUUGAAUACACAUUUCAAAAAAUUAAGAGGAGCAACUGCGCCCUCUUCUUCCACUACUAGCCUGCUGGUUUGUAUUAAUAAGGUAACUACUGUUUUACUCCCAUUAUUUUAAGCAAUAGCUUUGCCAGUUUUGAAAAUAUAUAUUUAUAUAUUUGACAAAAAUUAUUCUUAUUAUUUUGUUAACACAUUGACGAUGGAAAGCACAACAAAUUGUUCUGGACAGCAACUACGAAAGAAUUCAGAAACACUAUCGCCAAUUUUGUGCAAACAGAAAGUGAGGUCUCAAACUCUUGAAGAAAGAUUGACUUUUCAAUUGGCCAAGGAUCUUGUUUAGUAAAGGAAUGCGCGAUUAAUACAUUUUGACAAAUCUUACGAAAGUUUUGAUUUUAUUAAUUGACCUCUUAAUGCACCUGUAUUAGACAAAUUUAAAUUU
Molecule: messenger RNA, 11955 nt
Organism: Uloborus diversus
Lineage: Eukaryota; Metazoa; Arthropoda; Arachnida; Araneae; Uloboridae
Product: dentin sialophosphoprotein-like
Exons: 11
Coding region: 115-10791 (3558 amino acids)
Source: RefSeq, a predicted model, not a curated record